Molecule: messenger RNA, 4107 nt
Organism: Pantherophis guttatus
Lineage: Eukaryota; Metazoa; Chordata; Lepidosauria; Squamata; Colubridae
Gene: USPL1
Product: ubiquitin specific peptidase like 1
Biological process (GO): protein desumoylation; Cajal body organization
Cellular component (GO): Cajal body
Molecular function (GO): SUMO binding
Source: RefSeq, a predicted model, not a curated record
GCGGGUGACGGUUUCAAGAGGACUCGCCGGAAGUUGCACCAGGCCUGAGCCGGCCUUGAACGCGCUGCGAACGUCGCUUGGAAAGCGCAGCGGGCGGUUUUUCGAGGGAGGAUUGACCCGGCGUGGCUUUCGCGGGCUAAAUGCGUGGAGACCCAAGAAGGAUAUAUGGAAAGAAAUCCUUAGGACUUGAAAAUGUUACAAGUGACAUGGUAAUUUAGCCAGUGCCUGAGAAAUGAUGGAUUCCCAGAAGAUUGGAAAUGGUUUGCAAGUGACUGAUAUAGGGACAUCUGCACUCCACAUGGUGGGGUAUUUGGGAAAAAAUUGUAGUUCUGCUGAAGAAACUCCAGAUGGAUGCUGCCCAGCCUGUAAAAGGAUUGGUUUGAUGCGACACAUAAGAAAAUACCACAUCAAUUUUGAAGAAUCUAUUUUUCUGUGUGAAAAUCCACAGUGCAUUUACCCUCUAGGGUCUGCACCACUAAGCACUAUUAUAAUUCCCAGUGAUGCAAAAGGUUAUUCAUCUCAGGGCACUUGUGGGAAAAGAAAGUUAUUUGGCACAAACCUAUUGACCUCUUCUAUUGAACCAUGCUUAAAAUUGAUUAGGACUGAUGACUUGAUGGACACUGAGGAGACAUUAAGAUCUGAUCUUAUUCCCAACUGCAAUGGAAAUAAUCUAAUUAGAACUCGGUCAGGGCAGUCUGAUUUUUCAGAAGCCAAGCAGCCAACUUUUUCUGAUGAAGCUGAAUCCAUCAACCAGAAAAUGGGCUUGGGAGCUCAAGAACACUCACCAGAAGUCCUCAGUGUGCAAACACAGCUAUUGUCAGCCCCUGAGAUGGCUCCGUCAGUGUCUCAGGAUCUACAACAAAGCAAAUCAUCUCUGCAAGAGCCUUUGUCGCUUCAGUGGAGAAAUGCACAUGCUCUCUGCUGGUUAGAUUGCAUUCUGUCAAUACUGGUACAUUUGGAAACAUUAAGAAUUCUGACCGGACUCUCCCAAAACAUGUCGGUAAUCCAGAGUCUGGUCACAAAAUAUAACGAAGCUGCUGCACUUGUGAACACUUGCCAAAGGGAUGAACUUGCUUCAGAAGUUCCUUUGGAUGUUUUGUCAAGAGCUGAAUCCCAUUUAAAUGAAAUUAGGAAUACCAUAUUUCUCCAACUUCAGCCAUUGCUUGGGUGUAAAUUUGGGGAGGAAGAAAGUCCAGUUUUUGCUUUUCCAUUACUUCUGCGGAAAGAUCCUCAUAUAGAGAAUCUCUUUCUCCAUUCUUUCUCCUGGAAGUUUGAAUGUUUGCAGUGCGGCUACCAUAUCAACAAUAGCUGUCAGCAGGCAAUGACAACGUUUACAAAUAUAAUCCCAGAGUGGCACCCACUGAAUGCUGUUCAUAUUGCUCCCUGUAAUAAGUGUAAUCACACAUCUCAAAGAAGAAAAAUGGUUUUAGAAAAGAUCUCCUCACUUCUGAUGGUGCACUUUGUUGAAGGCUUGCCACAUAACAAUUUGAUGGCCUACUCAUUUCAGUUUCAAGAAUAUUCAUAUCAAGUAACAGCUGUGAUUCAAUAUCAGAAGGCAAAGCACUUCAUAACCUGGAUCUUGACUUCAGAUGGAAUAUGGCUUGAGUGUGAUGACUUAAAAGGUUCAUUCUCCAGAAGACACCAUAACUUUGGGGUUCCUUCUGCAGAAAUACAUAUUGUCAUUUGGGAAAGAAAGCCGCCACAAAUGACCAACCAUCUGGAUUUACAAGUUGAUGAAACAAUGGCAGCACAAUCAAAAACUCCAGUUAAACACUCCAAUGAUGAAACUGCAGAGAGUGUACCUUUAACUUGUCACGAGGCAGUUGACAUGCUGAACACACAUAUAGAGGAAAUAGAAAAUUUAGCAAGCAGUCAGAAAAAUAAUUUGCUUCAUGGCUUGGACAACCUAUCUGAUGAUGAUGUUGUAACGUUGAAUCUUGACUCAGGUGAACAGCUGUUAGAAAAUAGACAUAUAGAAAAUAAGCAGAUAAUCGCAACAAGUCCAUUGCAGUUGCAAGAGAUGGAUCAGAAAGAUACGUGCCCACUUACCCCUGAAGGAGAUACUCAAAAGAGAAGUGUAGUGUUAGGAAAUACCAGUGCUCCCAUGCAUGAAGGACAGCCAUCUAAUGCAAGUAACCUAGUUACUUUAAGUAAUGGCAAAAUAAAUUUCUCAUCCGAAAUACUAUUACCACAAGGGGCAGAAACUGCAGUUACCUUAGUUCCAGUAGAAGAGAGCAGCAAUUACCAUCCAAAGAAUCCUCAGAAAAAUACCAGCAAAACAAAAUUGGGAAACACUGCCUUGGGAAUGUCUAAUAUAGAGUUCGGUCAAGAAAUAAAAAUAAAUUCCCACAUUUCUGUUCCAUCUCCCCAAAGUCCUACCUUUCACGCAUCCAGUACAAAUGGAAUUAAGCCAUCUGUAGCCAGUUGGGUAAAUGGCUUACUUGGAAAAUAUUCUUCCUUUAUGCCUAAAAGUGUGGUGGUUCCAAACAAAUCAAAAAACUGUAAAAAAUCAACGCAAAAAGAAACAAAUUCUGGUUCGCUUGUUAGGCAAGCAGGCCACUUUGAUGGUUUCCAAACUAAAUCUUCACAGAAAAGUAAAGUGGCAACAUUGCAUUCUUCAGGUAGAACUCUUCCAACAUCACCUCUGACUGCUUUUUCUCUUGCAAACAUCCGUGUCAAAAAUCUUGUCCCGGACAGAAAAGGUGAAGCUGUAAGUAAAAGAUCAGCUUCAUUGGAUGCUUUUACUAAGCAAGAUUUGUUGAAAAAUGCCCACCAUGAAAAUCAGAAUUUUAUACCUGUUGAAAAUACUGGGUCAUUUAUUGAUAAAACUCAUCAACUACGCUUAACACUUUUACAUCAGCUUAAGGCUAAAAAAGAGAAAUUAGCUUCACUCGAUAAACUGGUAAAAGCUAAGACAAGACACAAAAACUAUUGCAAGAAAACUAUCAAGGACCAGGCACGAAAACAGAUGGGACCCUUGCAGACAGGCUUGUUAUAUACCCAAGAAAUGCAGGCUGAUGUUUGGGAUACUAAAUCUGUUAAUUCUCAAAGCACUGACAUGUCCCAAUGCAGCAGUUCAAAUUACGAUGACAUUUUAUCUGAGCUGCUUUUGUCUCCAGCUACAACUGUUGGUUCUUUAGAAUUUCCACAGGAAGAGGAAUGUAGAUACCUGGAAAUGGGAGGUGACAAUUCAGACCUGCCGAUAUCUACUGACCAAAAUACCAGCUUACAGGCCAUAGAUAAUGACCUUAAUUACUUCAGUCCUCGAAAGGAAAAUGGACUUGAAGACCACAGAGACCCAUCAGCAAUCAAAUCACCUCUGAAGAAAUUUGAUUUUGAAAGUUCUGUAAAACAGGAUCUUCUGGAUGAUCUGUUUUCAUGUUCAUUGAAUUCAAUAGUAACUAACACUGAAGACUUACAUCACUUUGAUGAAUCGUUGUUAGUUUGGUGAAUUGUGUUUUAACAAUUUCAGUAUUUUUCUUUGGUUGUCUUUAAAGAGUAUAAUUUAAAAUUCAACCUAAUUUGCACUUGACUUUAUUUAAAAUGAUUGUUUUUUAUAUUUUUAUUCUUAAUAAAUUGGGUUUGUUUUUCUGCCUCAAAACCACUAUUCACUGGAAGAGGUAAGACUGAUUCUUGUACAAAGUCACAGUGAUAAACGUUUGACACUUUAAAAGCCAUUGUAAUAAAGUAGUAUUCACCUAAAAUCUCUCAUCUAUGGCUGAGCUAAAAAAUACUCUGCAAGCAUCUCUAAAAAUCUACCAUGUUAAUCAUGGUAUGGUAAUUUCAUUUCUGACAAAUCUCCCUUUUCAAAAGUAGGCCUGCAGGCUAAACUAAAAAAUUUAAAGAAGCCAUUUUUUAAAAAAUCAUUUCCUGUUCCAGUGAAAUGCCUAUCUAAAAUUUCGGUCUAUUUAACAGUGUGAAUGAACGUUAACAUAUAAUCUGUCCUGCCUGUUGUUGUUUUGCUAAACAUUAGGCCAUAAUGCAGAUGAAUUAGGUUAAGAUUUAACUCAGAGAUUUCUGCUAAAACCCAGGGAUCUGUGAACCCUAUAAAUCCCCAAUCCUGUGAAAUGUGGUUUUGAAGUAUUAAAGCAACUUCUAAAGUUACAA